This is a messenger RNA of Acipenser ruthenus (sterlet), 888 nucleotides long. RefSeq names its product interleukin-8-like. Gene Ontology annotation, biological process: neutrophil chemotaxis; inflammatory response; cellular response to lipopolysaccharide. Bases 56 to 352 code for a protein of 98 amino acids. Gene Ontology annotation, molecular function: CXCR chemokine receptor binding; chemokine activity. Gene Ontology annotation, cellular component: extracellular region. The transcript has 4 exons. The record is from RefSeq and is a predicted model, not a curated record. NCBI's taxonomy places the organism in Eukaryota, Metazoa, Chordata, Actinopteri, Acipenseriformes, Acipenseridae.
UCUGCGUGAAAAGCUUCAGCUUCUUCUUCCGGAAACGAACCAGCUCACGAAAAUCAUGAACUCCAAAACUGCAUUGGCCGUGGUCAUUCUCUGCCUGGCUGUUGCUGCUCUAUCUGAAGGGAUGUCUUUGAAAAGCAUUGGACUCGAGCUCCGUUGUCAGUGCAUUAAAAAAGAAUCGAGAUUCAUCCAUCCCAGGCAGAUCCAGAAUGUAGAGCUCUUCCCCAGUGGACCGCACUGCAAGGAUGCUGAAGUCAUUGCCACUCUGAAAUCCGGUGAUCAGAUUUGCUUGGAACCAACUGCCCAGUGGGUCAAGAUAGUUAUAAAGAAAAUCUUGGAAAGCUCCCGGACCUGAAAUCCUGCGGUGGAAAUUUAGAAGAGCAAACCUAAAGAGAAACUGAAGUCACUCUAAGGGAUGAUCUUUUUAACCUCUUGUUUAUUUAUUAGUGUGUUUAUUUAUUUGUCAAUGUAUUUAACUAAAUGUCUUUAAUAUAAUGUUAUUAGAAUGAACAGUUGUCAUUCAACGGAUAGGGUAUGGAAGGAUUGUAUCAGAACAUUCAGGAAUGGAUUUAAUCUACAAAAGGUAGUUUAGUUGCAUGAAGUUCUGUAUCCCCUUUGCUUAAUACAGUGUGUUUCGGAUUUUGGUUAAAUUAUGCUGAAAAGCAGAAGCUGAUCAUGCAGUAUUACUCAGUGGCUUAUUCUUUUUUUUUUUUUUUUUAAUGUAAAACGUAAACAUGAUAAGUAAAUUGUACCUUUUUUAAAAAAACAACCAAUUGGUCAAAACAAUGUGAUGUAGUGUUAUACGCUUGUUUAAUAUGUUGCAUUCGUUAUAAGAAUGCAACCGUGUGUGGCAAACUGUCAUAUUUCUUUUGUUUGUGUGUCAAACUUAAU